AUGUCUCGCUCCGCAAAGGACCUCCAACUUAGCAGUGAUGCCGAGUCCGAUCACCCAGACCACAACACUGAGGACCACUCGAAAGUAACUAACCGUGGGGCGCCGGCACGUCACAGUCGUCGCCAACGAUCUGAGGUAAGGGCUCAUCUAUACACCGGUGCAAACCGACGAGAACCCCCGAACUAA
This is a messenger RNA of Penicillium canescens, 186 nucleotides long. RefSeq lists its product as uncharacterized. Lineage: Eukaryota; Fungi; Ascomycota; Eurotiomycetes; Eurotiales; Aspergillaceae. The record is from RefSeq and is a predicted model, not a curated record. The transcript has a single exon. The coding region runs from base 1 to 186 and encodes 61 amino acids.